AUUUCCCAGCGACCGCGGCGCCAGGAGCGGAACCGGGAAGCGCGAAGAUGGCGGUGGAUAAGGAGCUGUUGGAGCGGGACCUCUACGGGCUGCUGGGGGUCGGCGAGAAGGCGUCCGAGAAGGAGGUGAAGACAGCGUUCCGGCAGAAGGCCCUGACCUGUCACCCGGACAAGAACCCAGACAACCCCCGGGCAGCGGAAAUCUUCCACCAGCUGUCCCAGGCCUUGGCCGUGCUCACAGAUGCAGCAGCCAGGGCAGCCUAUGACAGGGUGAGGAGGGCGAAGAAGGAGGCUGCAGCAAGGACACAGAAACUCGAUGAGAAGAGGAAGAAAGUAAAACUUGAUCUCGAAGCCAGAGAACGAGAAGCCCAGUCCCAGGAGAACGAAGAGGAGGAGAUCAGGAUAACGAGAUCAUUAGAAGAAGAAAUAAUCCGCCUGCGUGAGGAGGGCUCCCGGCAGCUGGAGGAGCAGCAGAGGCUCGUCAGGGAGCAGAUCCGCCUGGAAAGGGAGCAGCACAGCCGAGGCAAGCAGGAAAGAAAUGGGGCAGAAGGCAAAAUAACUCCUAAGCUCAAGCUCAGGUGGAAAUGCAGGAAGGAAGAUGAGACAGGAGGGGGAUACUCCAAAGAUGUGCUGCUGAAGAUCCUGCAAAAGUAUGGUGAUGUGCUCAAUUUGUUGAUCUCCAGCAGGAAGACUGGGAGUGCAGUGGUGGAAUUUGCCACGGUGAAGGCAGCUGAGAUGGCUGUGAAGAAUGAAGUGGGCCUGCUAAAUAACCCCCUGAAGAUUUCCUGGCUGGAGGGCCAGCCCCAGAGCCGCCCCAGCACCGUCCUCCCUGACAGCACCAGCCAUUCCAGGACCUCACAGGCGUCAGUGGUGUCGGAGCGGGACUACGAGAGCCUGGUGAUGAUGAGGAUGCGCCAGGCAGCCGAGAGGCAGCAGCUCAUCGAGCAGCUCCAGCGGGAAGAUGAGGAGGAAAAGUCUCACACUUAGCAUGACAGUAUGGAUUCUCCCCACCCCUCCAUCCCCCCAGAGCUGUUUCUUAAUUUAAGUCAAUAAACCUCAUUUCUUUUUAAA
Cyanistes caeruleus (blue tit) is the source of this 1070-nucleotide messenger RNA. It is a transcript of the gene DNAJC17, whose product is annotated as DnaJ heat shock protein family (Hsp40) member C17. Gene Ontology annotation, biological process: spliceosomal complex disassembly. Gene Ontology annotation, molecular function: RNA binding. Gene Ontology annotation, cellular component: spliceosomal complex. The record is from RefSeq and is a predicted model, not a curated record. NCBI's taxonomy places the organism in Eukaryota, Metazoa, Chordata, Aves, Passeriformes, Paridae.